GACAGGGCACAGCCUCUGUGGCUCCUGCCCACCUGACUGGCCUCUCUGUUCUGUGGGAAGCAGCUGGACUUUCCUUGGAUGAAAGUUUGUUAGAGCCAUGUCUGCUACGUACUUUUGAGCCCCGAGGCGUGAGGAUGGCCAACCCUAAAGCCACUGGGCUGUCCUGGGAGAUCACUUGGUUUGCUUUUGCUCUCUAUGCUCACCUGCAGACCAGAGCAGAGCAGUCCCAAGGUGCAUACUUCUUGCCUGAGUUUGCACUUUCUCCACAGGGGAGUUUUCUUGAGGACACCACGGGGGAGCAGUUCCUCACUUACCGUUACGAUGACCAGAACUCCAGAACAACCCGCUCAGAUGAAGACAAGGAUGAUUCCUGGGAUGCCUGGGGGGCCUGGAGUGAUUGCUCACGGACCUGUGGAGGGGGAGCCUCCUACUCUCUGAGGAGAUGCUUAAAUGGCAGGAACUGUGAAGGUCGGAAUAUUCGAUACAAAACCUGCAGUAGUAAUGACUGCCCUUCAGAUGUUGGUGACUUCAGAGCACAGCAGUGCUCUGCCUACAACGAUGUCAAAUACCAGGGACACUUUUACGAGUGGGUCCCUGUGUAUAAUGAUCCUACUGCACCUUGUGCCCUGAAAUGUCAGGCUCUGGGAAAGAACUUGGUUGUGGAGCUUGCCCCAAAAGUGCUGGAUGGUACUCGCUGCAACACUGAAUCCCUGGAUAUGUGCAUCAGUGGAAUUUGCCAGGCAGUGGGCUGCGAUCGACAACUCGGGAGCAAUGCCAAGGAAGACAACUGUGGAAUCUGUGCAGGAGAUGGCUCGACCUGCAGGCUUGUGAGGGGACAAGCUAAGGCACAUGUCUCACCAGAAAAAAGAGAAGAAACUGUGAUUGCUGUACCACAUGGGAGUCGCAGUGUGAGAAUUACCCUGAAAGGACCAGCACACCUUGUUAUAGAGUCAAAAACACUACAAGGUGAAAAGGGAGAGCACAGUUUCAAUGCUCCUGGAAUAUUUGUCAUUGAAAAUACAACUGUUGAAUUUCAAAAGAGCACAGACAGGGAAAUCAUGAAGAUCCAGGGACCUCUUGGAGCAGAUUUCAUUAUCAAGACCAGGUACUCUGGAUCAAAAGAGAGUGUGGUUCAGUUCUUCUUCUAUCAACCCAUCAGUCAUCAGUGGAGACAAACAGAAUUCUUCCCCUGCACAGUGACGUGUGGAGGAGGUUAUCAGCUCAAUUCAGCUGAGUGUGUGGACAUUCGUCUGAAGCGUGUUGUUCCUGACCACUACUGUCAUUAUCAUCCAGAAAACAAGAAACCAAAGCCCAAGCUGAAAGAAUGCAACAUGGAUCCCUGCCCUUCCAGUGAUGGAUUUAAAGAAAUCAUGCCCUAUGAUCACUUCCAGCCACUUCCUCGGUGGGAACAUAACCCGUGGACUGCAUGUUCAGUUUCCUGUGGAGGUGGUAUUCAGAGGAGAAGUUUUGUGUGUGUAGAGGAGACCAUCCAUGGAGAGAUAUUGCAAGUGGAGGAAUGGAAAUGCAUGUAUGCACCAAAGCCCAAAGUCAUUCAGACCUGCAAUCUGUUUGAUUGUCCAAAAUGGGUGGCAAUGGAGUGGUCUCAAUGCACGGUGACCUGCGGCCGGGGGCUGCGCUACCGCGUCGUGCUCUGCAUCGACCACCGCGGGCAGCACGUCGGGGGCUGCAACCCGCAGCUCAAACUGCACAUCAAGGAGGAGUGCAUCGUGCCAAUACCCUGCUACAAGCCAAAAGAAAAAAGUCCUGUAGAAGCAAAAUUGCCAUGGUUUAAACAGGCCCAUGAAAUGGAAGAGACCAUCACAGUCUCAGAAGAGCCAACGUUUAUUCCUGAGCCCUGGUCUCCAUGCAGUGCCACGUGUGGCAGUGGCGUCCAGGUGCGAGACGUGAAGUGCCGGAUCCUUCUCGCCUUUACUCAGACCGAGGUUGAGCUGCCUGAGGAGGAAUGUGAGCAUGAGAGGCCACCAACAGAACGAGUCUGUCACCAGGCAUCCUGUGACAGUGAUCCUGUCCCCUACACACCAGAAUUUCCUCGUGCUGAAGAUGGCAGUGUGAUUUAUGACUGGGAAUAUAUUGGGUUCACUCCAUGUUCAGCCACAUGUCUUGGAGGCACACAGGAAGCCAUUGCCAUGUGUCUGCACGUGGACACAAAGCAAGGUGUCAGUGAAACCCUGUGUGACAAUUCCAAGAGGCCACCCCCGAUGACUCGGACCUGCAACACGAAGCUCUGCCCGCCGAGGUGGCAGAGCGGUCCCUGGAGCCGCUGCUCGGCCAGCUGCGGGGUGGGCAUCCAGAGCCGCGCCGUGUCCUGCCGGCAGCCCGGGCGCGCCGCUGCCCGGUGCGCGGAGCCAAGGCCUCAUUCCCUGCAGGCCUGCAACCAGAUCGACUGUCCCCCUGCCUGGACCGCUGAGGAGUGGCAGCAGUGUUCACGUACCUGUGGAGGAGGGAUUCAGACCCGCAGAGUGUCCUGUAAGCAGCUGCUGACAGAUGGAAGUUUCCUGAAACACCCUGAUGACACCUGCCAGGAGCCCAAAUUGCCAACUAGUAAAGCAUGUGCAAAAGUUGAUUGUCCUCCUCAGCUGGUCUUUGGAGAAUGGUCCAAGUGCUCAGUGAGCUGUGGUGUUGGAAUCCAGAGAAGGAAACUUGCCUGCCAAAACCUAACAGCAAAGGGCCAAUAUGUCCCAUUAAAUGGAUCGAUGUGUAGUGCUCUGUCUCCUUCACUGCUUGUAAGGUCUUGUCAGAUGAGUGCCUGCAACAAGAUCAAACCCAAGCUUCCAGGGAAGUUUUCUGCCCAUGGACCUCAGAUUGUCAGCAUUCACCGAGUCUAUAUUCAGACACGGCCGGAGAAGCGCAUUAAUUUUACCAUAGGAAGCCGAGCCUACUUACUCCCAAAAACAUCUGUGGUAAUUAAGUGCCCCGUGCGAAGGUUCCAGAAGUCCCUUAUCCGCUGGGAGAAAGAUGGACAGCACUUAGAGAACUCCAAAAGGCUUGGCAUCACUAAGUCAGGCUCGCUGAAAAUCCACUGUCUGGAGGCCGGGGAUAUUGGUGUGUACCGGUGCAUCGCAGGCUCUGUGCACGAAACCUUUGUGCUCAAACUCAUCGGGACUGACAACAGGCUCAUCGAGCCCCCGCCCCCCCGAAAGCAGCCCAGCGAGCCCAGCGACCCCGAUCACAACGAGGCCAACAGCCUCGGGGCCAAAUGGCACAAGAUGAGCAAAAUGUGGCAAAUGUGGAGCAAGAAGAACGAGCUCUUCCUGGGUGACAGGCAAGUCAAUGAUCAGCCAUUCCUGCGGAGCCGUGGCAGCUUUGCAGGUAAUUCAGCAGAAGACUUCAGCUCUCGAGAGUUCAGGAACAAGCGCCUGGAGGCUGCAGCUCUCCAGGGCGCCUACAGCAUGGACACCGCACAGUUCGAGGAGCUCCUGAGGAACAUGAGCCAGCUCAUCGAGACUGGAGAAGUCAGCGAUGACCUGGCCUCCCAGCUCAUCUACCACUUGAUUGCUGAAUUAUCCAGGCGUCCACAACCAGCUGCUGAAAAAUGGAAGGGGGCCCAAGAUGAGAAAGUUUCCUCCAAACUCACAAGCAAAUCGCCAAACGAAUCCGAACGUUUCAGCUCUAAAACGGUUGAUAAGUUAAUGUUUGACCAGAAGGUUCCAGUUAUUAUCAGGCAAAAGGAAAUUCCUCAAGUUUCCUUUAACAAAACAGUAACUGUACGAAUUGGAAAUACAGUUUUUCUGACCAAGAAUACUCAUGCUGUCAAUCUACUGUGUGAAACAGCUGGUAUGAGUGAAGUGAAACAUACUUGGACAAAAGAUGGCGAGACAUUAAAAGCCUCUGCAAAGGUGAUCCUGGAGACCACUGGAAAAGUGCAGAUUCGGAAUCCUACUCAAAAGGAACUUGGUACCUAUGGAUGCCUGGUUGUUAAUGACUCUGGUUUUGACAUGGAAACAUCACUGCUAUUGCGUGCAGAGGUUCCUGUCAUCUUCUCCUCUGUGUUAAAUAUGACAAAUCUGGAAGCCAGCAGUUUCUCGACAGUUGUUGGAAGUUCAAUCGUGGCAAGAAUUGGAGCAAAUAUUUUGAUUGAAUGUCCAGUGAAAGGCAUUCCCAAACCAAAUGUAACAUGGCUGAAGAAGAAGGAUAUUUUGCAAAUCAAUUCUUCCUUGGUUUUGAAUGGCUCUUUAUUUCUGAGGAAUGUUUCCUAUGGAGAUGCAGGAACAUACACUUGCAGAGCAACUAAUGCUCUUGGAAAAGCUGAGGCUGCAUCUGUUCUCCACAUAACUGAACAAAGACUUACAGAGAAUAACACUCAGUUAUUGAAAGGAAGCAGAAGAAAGCGUGUCCUGAUGGCAUCUGGGACUGGUACAAAUGUCAGCGUGGCACCUGGCGAUCCACUAAGGAUAGGUUGCCCAGUGCUGCCCAGUCACAGGAAUGCAGUCCAGUGGCUCUUUGGAGACAGCCCAGUUGAGGAAGUUCAGACCCUGGAAUACAGAACCCUGGUUGGGGGUCGUAUCCUAGAGGUGAACACCAACUCUGGUCAAUUUGCUGGACAAUUCCAAUGUCGGACUUCAGCUAGUGCAAAACUAAUGUCAGUUUGGGUAAAUGUCAAGAAGGAAGGUUACACCUGGGAAUAUGCAGAGUGGAGUCCUUGCUCUGCCACCUGUGGGCAUUCAGGAACCCGCUCCAGGAGCCUGCAGUGCAUGAACACAGAGAAACAGAAAGUAAAUGAGUCCCAAUGCAGAGAGCUGCAAAAGCCAGGGAUUGUUUACCAGCCCUGCAACAGAGAGGACUGCCCUCCCAGGUGGGUGGCUGGGCCAUGGUCCGAGUGCUCUGCAUCCUGUGGCAGCGGAUUUCGGCACCGACAGCUGUCCUGCCACCAAGCCACAGCCAACGGCAGCACCCUGGCCCUGCUGCCAGGGGCCUGCACAGCCAGGGACCGGCCUGCAGCCAGGACACCCUGCCCGGGGCAGCCCUGUCCCCUGGGGCCAGCACAGUGUUCUGGUCGCUGUGUAGGCCGCCCUGCAGGUUCACAGCACCGUGAGUUUAUAUGUCAGCUCCGGAAUGGAUCUUCCGUGCCAAACUCUUCUUGUGAUGAAAGAAAGAGCCCUCCUGCCAGAAGGAACUGCUCUUCAGAGGGGUGUGAUGUGUACUGGAGGCCAGGCCCCUGGAGGCCCUGCAGUGUGGGCUGUGGCAGUGGCUUCCAGUCCAGACGAGUGUCCUGCGUGCACAGGCAGAGCAGCAAACCCGUGGCUGAGCAGUUCUGCAGAGGGAGGAAGAAACCAGUGACCUGGCAACACUGCAGUGUCACGUCCUGUGGCAAAGGCGAAUGCAAGGAUACAACUCACUACUGUACUUUUGUAAAGCAACUAAAGUUAUGCUUGAUAGACACCUACAAACAAAGAUGUUGUCAAUCAUGUCAAGAAAUAUAAGUCCUCUAUGGCAAGUUCAUGAUGCUGCAGUGAAGAGAUGAGAAGAGAGUUCAUUAAACUGACCUGCUUGAAGUAUAUUCUUGUCAAUGAGACAUUAGUUGUAACAGUUAAAUGGCAACAUGGGGCUAAUGAAAACAGUAUUGUGGAUUGAUGUGCUGGAUAAGGUAUUGUUUCUUGGAGCUUUCAUUUUUCAUUCUUUGCAAUGGAACUUCUAAUGUUUUAAACAUGUCUGGCUUAGCAAGAUAAUAUCAUGGCAUAUCAUCUGUAAAAUUUUUCAGGCUAUCAUUUAUAAUUUUAUCUGUGAAAAAAAACAUUAUCUAAAAGCAGCAAAUACUGGUUACUGUCCUUCACAAAAUGAGGGGGUCACAAAAAUACUUAAAAAAUUUUUG
This is a messenger RNA of Lonchura striata (white-rumped munia), 5830 nucleotides long. The record is from RefSeq and is a predicted model, not a curated record. Lineage: Eukaryota; Metazoa; Chordata; Aves; Passeriformes; Estrildidae.